GUCAGACAGACAACGACUGAACGGCUACACUGGGAGUGUUUAUGGCUGCCUGCUCAGCACGACGUUCAGUUAUUUCGUCUAUAUAAGAUUACUCACUGUUUUUAAAGGCCGUGAAAACGAAACUACAGCUCAUGAUUCAACGGGGAAUGUAAUUAAGACUAAGUCGACUGUAUGUGGACACGGCUAACUUUUAAGGGACUCAGUCGUCGAGCGAAAUUUAACUUCAUCGAUCGCAUAGUUCUUCUGAAAACACUCAGCGGAAGUCUCACCAGGAUUAAAAACACGGCUUGAAGACCUGGACUUGGUGUUUUAACGAGGAACUACAUGAAUUUAACGGGGCAAUUAUCCUUUUGUAACUUUCCUUUCUCGACAGCGGUGCAAACUGUUGUCGUAGUGGCGUACAUUAACGUUGGCUAAUCUUUUAGCAAGCUAGCUAGGUACGUUAGCAAGCAGGCUAGCACUACAGUAGUUUGCUACAGCCGGGACUUUACGACUAAUUCAGCCAACUUUUUUUACCAGAAUGGCUAUAAUGCGUUUUGCAACAGGUAUAUUUUUUGCAAACAUGACGAAGCAGUAAUACAAAUACACCAGACAUUUUGAAAGCUGAGCGAUCAAUUCCUUCGGUUUGUUACUCCAGGUUAUGCUGCGGGCUGUGUCAUGAGUUUGGCUUUUUGCUUCGUGUUUUGAAGAUUGUCCCCGUCUUUCAGAGAACAAGUUGCUCGAAUGAUGCAGUCUUUGGACACAGUCUAAUCCCAAUACCGAGCGACCAUGUUGGAUCAUACAGAAUAACACCAGACAGGAGACAAGCUUCAAGUCGUGCAUUUCGCUCCAUAUUUUGGUUGCGAGCAGAAGAGCAACCCUUUCGUUUGAACUAGGAAUACAAUAGCUUGCCUGAAGUCUUCGUCAGUUUGUGCAUCAAAAUGUCGGCCAUCUCUGCAUCCGAGAAAGUGGACGGGUUUACGAGAAAGUCCAUGAGGAAGGCCCAGAAACAGAGAAAAUCCCAAGGCUCUUCUCAGUACCGCACACAAUGCGCCCCGGUGGAGCUCUCCCCGCUGCCGCAGCUCAAAGAUGCGCCCUCCACAGAGCAGCAGGAGCUGUUCACCCAGAAACUCCAGCAGUGUUGCAUGCUCUUCGACUUCAUGGACUCUGUGACGGACCUGAAGAGCAAGGAGAUCAAAAGGGCCACGCUCAACGAGCUGGUGGACUACGUCUCCACCAACAGAGGGGUGCUGGUGGAGACUACGUACCCAGAGAUCACUACCAUGAUCUGCACCAAUAUAUUCCGCACUCUACCACCAAGCGACAACCCUGAUUUUGACCCGGAGGAGGACGAGCCCACUCUAGAGGCUUCCUGGCCUCACGUUCAGCUGGUCUAUGAGUUUCUCCUACGCUUUCUAGAGAACCCAGACUUCCAGCCCAGCAUCGCAAAGCGCCACAUUGAUCAGAAAUUUGUGCUGCAGCUGCUGGAGCUGUUCGACAGCGAGGACCCGAGGGAGAGGGACUUCCUGAAGACCAUCCUGCAUCGGAUCUAUGGAAAGUUCCUCGGACUGCGGGCCUUCAUCAGGAAGCAGAUCAACAACAUUUUCUUGCGAUUCAUCUAUGAAACGGAGCACUUCAACGGAGUUGCUGAGCUGCUAGAAAUCCUGGGGAGUAUCAUCAACGGGUUUGCGUUGCCUCUGAAGGCUGAGCACAAGCAGUUCCUCAUGAAGGUGCUCAUCCCGUUACACACGGCUAAAGCACUGGCCCUUUUCCAUGCGCAGCUGGCCUACUGUGUGGUCCAGUUCCUGGAGAAAGAUCCUACACUCACUGAACCGGUGAUCCGCGGGCUGCUGAAGUUCUGGCCUAAAACCUGCAGCCAGAAAGAGGUGAUGUUUCUGGGGGAAAUCGAGGAGAUUCUGGAUGUCAUUGAGCCGACCCAAUUCAAGAAAAUCCAGGAGCCGUUAUUCAAACAGAUCUCUAAAUGUGUGGCCAAUCCACACUUUCAGGUAGCGGAGCGGGCGCUGUACUUCUGGAACAACGAGUACAUCCUCAGCCUCAUCGAGGAGAACAUCGACAAAGUUCUUCCCAUCAUGUUCGGUAGCCUGUACAGAAUCUCCAAAGAGCACUGGAACCCGACAAUCGUUGCUCUGGUCUACAACGUGCUGAAGACGCUGAUGGAGAUGAACUGCACGCUGUUUGACGAGUUGACCUCCUCUUAUAAAGCAGACAGGCAACGGGAGAAGAAGAAGGAGCAGGAGAGGGACGAGCUGUGGAAGAAGCUGGACGAGUUGAGGCUCAGCAGCGCCCAGAACAACAGCCACGGGCUCCCGAGUGUCCAGAACAACAACAACAACAACAACAACAACAACAAUAGUAAUAAUAAUGACACCCAGGACAAGAGCGCGGAGGCUGCUGCCGUCACCUCAGAAAACAAAGAUCCUGACGACAGUGUGGCGGCCAUUGAGAGCAGCCCAUGUGCCAAAUGACACCGGAUGUUAGUUUUUUAUUAACGGUUUGACAUCGUGUUCAGGACUGUCAGGAGAGGAUUAACGGAGACAGAAAAAAAACACAAAUUACACCUCAACAGUAUAUUAAAUCAACUUAGAGUGACUUAGAAAUGCCAGCAUUUCCUUGGCAGAAAAAAAAAGUAUAUAUAUUUCAACUUAAGACUAUUUUUGGAUGUUACAGUGUGGCUGCAGUAUCUUGUUUAUUCGUCUGAUCAAAGAUUUAUCCUUUCACAUUUAGUUUGUUAACUGAAAAUGAUUUUUUUUUUUGUUUAUAUUCGUUGUAUGAUACAUGGGAGGGGAGAAAAUAAUAAUGACUUGAAUUUAAUGUUUCCGAUUGUGCUGCACUUAGACAAGCUGAAUAGCUAUUUAAAGAUGUCUAUUUUUUAAUGUGCUUUUCCUUGUUGCUGCCAACACUUUGGGUGCAAACCUUAAGGAAGAAGGGAACUCGGACUUUGGGAGUAUUCGGGGUAGAUGGGACCAGAUCCAUAAUUAAACAUUAAGUGUCCAUUGAUGUAUUGAAAAGUGUAGUUCCCACAAGAAGCUACAGGACCGUUAUCUCACGUUAGAGAUAGUAAGGGGAGGUGCAUGGCCAAAAAGAAGAUAAAUCUUGAUGAAUUAUAAUCCCAGAUAUGGAUUGAUAUCUCUGUAAGUGACUCUAGUUGAGACUGAAAUUAAAACUUGUUCUCAAUUAGGGUAGAUGUCAUAUUUGUGAGAUUAUUUUUGUGUUUCAGGUGUUUGUAACUGUUCGUUUAGCUGGGUGAAGCUAAUAGAUGUCACACAACACCUGCAUUUAUAAAAUCACACUAAAGUAUUGAAACAGGACUUUCAAAGAGUUAAAUGUUUUUCAGCCAAACCACAAUUAAGUACAUGUUUCAACAUUUUGAGAAAAGCCUUAUUGGCUUUUUUUUAUUGCUGAGAGUUAGUUAGAAGCUUAAUACCACUCUCUCAUUUGUAGUGUAAAUAAGAUGCUGCAGUUGGUUAGCUUAGCUUAGCAUAAAGACUGGAAAUGGAGGGAAACAGCUAGCCUGGCUCUUUUGAAAGCCUUACUCAGACCUACUGCAAACACACAUUCCUGAUGGUUUAUCUCGCAAUCGUUGUGACCAAAGAAUAAAUAUAUUCUACUUUAUGUUCCAGAAAUGUAUAAUCAAGUCUGUAUUACAAGCAUGGUUAGUAUAUUUCCAACUGGACUUCCCUCAAGCAUAUUUCAUUGUCUUACCUGUAAAUGUAAAGCAACGCGUACAAUCAUCAAUGCAGGGGAUGUAUCAACCUAUUCCGAAAUUGUUGUUUUAACACCUAGCUGUUGGUGUUGCGUAAACAAACAAAUCAAACGGGUUCUUUACUAAAGAAAUAAGAUGGUUUCCAUUUGUUUCCCGCAUCUAUGCUAAGCUAGGCUAACUGGCGGCAGCUUCAAGUUCAUAGAGACGUGACUUAUUGAUCUUCUUAUCAUACUCUUCCCAAAAAGCAAAUUAAGAAAUAGAAACAUAUGAGACCUAAAGUACUAUUUUUCCUAGGGUAUUGACGAGGCAAAUAUUUUCUAACGUUUCAUUUUGCAGAUGAAUUAUGAUGGGUUGCAGGAUGUGCUGGAGUGUAUAUUAGUUGAGUGUGUUAGGUUGGAGGCUACUUAAAGGGAAAUGCCACUCGAUUUAAGAUUUUUCUGUACAGUAUAUAUUGUUUCCGUGGUCUACGAAAGUGCAGUCUUAGGAACAUAAAUGGUUAUCUGUCAAAGCCGAGAAGACUUAGAGUUGUCUUACCACUUAUCUGGCAUUUCACACAAUGCACAAGAAGCUGAGUUUUUAUAUCCAGACUCAUUAUGAAGUAGUGAUAUCAAGAAACACCAGAAAAUCCGAGUAAUCUUUACCAUCAAUGCCUGUUCACUCCCUGCAUCUCCAGACUUUAUAACCUCACAUUUGCUUUUAGUGUCGGUCGUCGGGAGUUUGAUGAAUGUGUUCAUGGACUUAAUCUGACUGCCGUAGAUCAUAGGAACAACUUGUGACUUCUUUUUAAAUUGAAUGGUGUUCCUGCUGAACCCCGAGUGUCUGCUCUCUUACUUCUGAGUUUUUAGGUCCAGUCUUUUCUGAUGCCUUUCUGUCAGUACAGCAUUCCAACCUCUGUGACGUUAAAAAAAAACUGCGUGGGGAACCUGUUUUGUAAUCGCAGAUCUUAUUUAGGUUUCACCAUCAAAUAAAGUCUACUCUAUCUUUCUACUCAAA
Eleginops maclovinus (Patagonian blennie) is the source of this 4696-nucleotide messenger RNA. RefSeq names its product protein phosphatase 2, regulatory subunit B', alpha isoform (gene ppp2r5a). The coding region runs from base 921 to 2465 and encodes 514 amino acids. The transcript has 13 exons. Gene Ontology annotation, cellular component: nucleus; protein phosphatase type 2A complex; cytosol. Lineage: Eukaryota; Metazoa; Chordata; Actinopteri; Perciformes; Eleginopidae. Gene Ontology annotation, molecular function: protein phosphatase activator activity. The record is from RefSeq and is a predicted model, not a curated record. Gene Ontology annotation, biological process: signal transduction; protein dephosphorylation.